AUGCCUCACUCCGGAGGCCUCGACGGCCCUCUUCCAACCUUCCUUUCCAACAACGCAUUCCAUACCCGUUCGGCUUACGAUUCCAAGGUUCCAGAUGUUAAAACUGCAGAAGUACUCUCCUCCACAGUAGAAGAGAAAGCAAGAUCAUCUGCUUCACAACGAUGUAUCGAUCAAGCUAGACCAUUGAAGGUCAUAUACAUCGGCGCCGGCAUCUCAGGUAUCUGCGGUGCUGUGGAAUUCCGCAAGCAGGUACCUGAUAUAGACCUGAUCAUUUAUGAGAAGAACCCAGACCUUGGCGGGACUUGGUAUGAGAAUAGAUAUCCAGGUUGCGCAUGUGAUGUCCCAGCGCACGCUUACCAAUUGACUUACGAGUCUUCCCCCAGGUGGAGUUCUUUCUUUGCCUCAGCGCCCGAGAUUCUUCAGUAUUGGAAAGACGUGGCUACGAAAUAUGAUGUCAGGAAACAUAUGCGCUUCCAGCAGAAGUGUAUUGGAGCACGGUGGGAUGAAGCCACGAAUAAGUGGCAUGUUCAGCUCAAAGACUUGAAUACGGGCGUGGAAUACCAAGAUUCCUCCGACGUUCUCGUUACUGGCGAGGGAGUCCUCAAUGAGUGGAAGUGGCCCGAUAUCGAGGGCAUUCAGUCUUUCAAGGGAAGUCUUCUCCAUAGUGCCAACUGGGAUCCUCAAAUUGAUCUUAAGGACAAAUCUGUCGCUGUUAUCGGAUCAGGAAGUAGCGGUCUUCAAAUCGUUCCCGCAAUACUCCCCGAAGUAAAACACAUGGACCACUACAUCCGCGGCCGCUCUUGGAUCGUCGGCCUCUUUGGCGACACAGAAACCCGUCAACGAAUCCACGACGCAGGCGGUAACUUCAACUACACUCCCGACGAGAUAAAAAAAUGGGAGACGGAUCGUGAAGCAUACUUGGAGUAUAGACGAGCCAUUGAGUACACCAUCAACAAGAACUUUGGCGUACUUUUCCAUGGAUCCAAGGAACAGACUAACCUUCGCCAAAUUGCUCAAGAUUCGAUGAUGCAGAGACUAAAAGAGAAGCCUGAGAUUUAUGAUCACCUUUUGCCGGAGUUUUCGCCUUAUUGUAAGCGCAUGUCUCCUGGACCUGGCUACUUGGAGGCGUUGGCAUCGCCCAAGGUGGACACUAUCACCUGCGGUAUCUCCAAGAUCAAUGAAACCGGCGUCAUAACCACAGACGGAGAGUAUCACCCAGUCGACGCCAUCAUCUGCGCAACAGGCUUCCAAACCUCCCCCGCAAACCGAAGCUUCCCCAUCUACGGCGUCGACGGUAUCAACCUCCGCGAACGCUUCCAAAAGCGCCCAGAAACAUACCUCAGUGUCUGCACCGACGGCUUCCCCAAUUUCUUCCAAUCCAUGGGUCCCAAUUCCAUGCCCGGCGCGGGCAGUCUUCUCCUCACCAUCGAAAAAACAAAUGUCUACAUCAGCAAGAUCCUCGCACGAAUGGCCUACGAUAACAUAUCACGUAUAGAACCCAAGCACAAUAUGGUACAAGCUUUCACAAAUUAUUGCGAUGAGUUCUUCAAGCAGACUGUUUUUUCAGAGGAGUGCAAUUCUUGGUAUAAGACUUAUGAAGCUGGCGCUUCGCGUGAGGAGCAGAAACGUGGACGUAUUACGGCAUUGUGGCCAGGGAGUAGCCUGCAUUGCAUUCGGACGUUGAGUAACCCUAGGUGGGAGGACUUUGAGUACAAGUAUUGUGAUGAUGAUGAGUUUGGGUGGUUUGGGAAUGGGUGGACUUUGGCGGAGAAGUAUGUUACUAAGGAGGUUGAGUCUUUGACUUGGUAUCUUGAUGAUACUAAGAUCAUGGAGAAGGUAGCGGGAAUGGAGACUUAA
Molecule: messenger RNA, 1857 nt
Organism: Fusarium coffeatum
Lineage: Eukaryota; Fungi; Ascomycota; Sordariomycetes; Hypocreales; Nectriaceae
Exons: 4
Coding region: 1-1857 (618 amino acids)
Source: RefSeq, a predicted model, not a curated record